AUGGCUUCCGCCGUCGAAAAAUCACCGACACAGACAGAUGUCAAGCACUCACCUCCCUCGUCCGAGUCUCCUUCCAUGCAAGAUGCCGGCGCACCGAGGGAGGUCGGCCUCAUCCUCACCCAUGACGAAUAUCAUCUCGCGACUUUGGGUUACAAGCAAGAAUUCGUCCGCUGCCUGGGCUUCUUCGAAAGUUGGGCGAGCACCUUCAGCUCAAUGAACUUCAUUUCUGGCAUUCCCGUGCUGUUCGGCUGGGUAAUGUACACUGGCGGGACCCAGGCGGCGUUGGCGAACUGGACCAUGGUCGGCGGCUUGUCUUGCAUUGUCAGUUUGGUGAUGGCUGAGCUGGCUGCGUCCUUGCCUACGACUGGUGGCAUCUACUUCUGGAGUUACCGCCUUGGGGGAGAGAAAUACGGGCCCUUCCUGAGUUGGAUGACCGCCUGGUGGAACUGGGCAGGCUGGAUUUCUGUCGUCCCGGGAGUGCAACAAGGCAGUACCAAUUUCUUGGUUUCGGCUCUCAUGAUCAAGUAUCCCGAUGCCGAGGUCCUGCACAAGGGAUGGUUCCUGUGGCUGCUCACCUCGAUCGGCAUGAUCUUCGCCAUGAUUCCGAACAUCUACAACCCGAGACUGCUCCAGUACUACUUCCGGUUCGCGGUGGCCAUCUUCUUCAGCUUGUUCUUCAUCUACUGGAUCUGGUUCCCGAUCAAGGCCUCGGAGAAGCAUUUCAACAGCAGCCACGGAGCGUUCGGGUUGUUCUACAACGGGAUCAACCUUGGCGACAAGAAGGAGGCGUCUGAUGGGUAUUGCUGGGUCAUCUCGGUCCUCUUUGGCGCUUGGGUCUUCUACGGCUACGAUGCGUCAGCGCAUCUCGCCGAAGAGACGAAGCAAGCAUCAACGGUCGUGGCCAAGGGAAUCUAUACGUCAACUUUCUCGGCCUGGAUCCUGUCUGUACCCACCCUUAUCAUCAUCCUCCUCUGCCUGCAGGACUUUGAGGGCAUCAUCUCAGCCACGUACGCGAAUAACUGGGCCGAAUAUCUAGUUCAGCUCAUCGGCGACAACGGCGCCGUGGCCAUCCUGUCACUCCUCUGGGUGGACAGCACGUGCGCAACGGCGUCGUGCUUCAUGAGCGCCCAACGAGUCACGUACGCCAUCUCGCGCGACGGAGUCCUGCCCUUCAGCUUCAUCUUCAAGAAGCUCUCCAAGAGGAAGAUGGCGGUCAACGCUGGGCUGCUCGUAUUCGUCAUGUCCUGUGUCAUUACCACUGCGGUCAUCGGCUCGGCCGUCGCCUUCUCCGCCAUUACCGCCACCGCGACCAUCGCGACCAACGUCUCGUACCUGAUCCCCAUCAUCGCAAGACAAACGGUCGGGCGCAAAUCCUUCGUGCCCGCAAAGUGGAAUCUGGGGAGGUUUUCCCUCCCACUAUCCAUCAUCGCGUCUGCAUACAUUCUGUUCCUGUUUGCCGUCCUGUUACUGCCGCAACUGUAUCCCGUCGACGCAGACACAUUAAAUUACGCACCGAUAUGCAUCGGCAUCAUCACGAUCAUCAGCCUGGUGGGCUGGUUCUUCCCCAAGUGGGGCGGCAGGCACUGGUUCUUGGGACCGGUCAAGACCAUCACCGAGGAAGAACUGAGGACCGCGAGAAUCGAAGGCGGAGUGGCGACCGUCGAGGAGGGGGAUGCGCUGGCGAAUAUGGAGUACGGGCAUCGAAAGACGAGUGUGUCGGCGUAG
Messenger RNA from Cladophialophora yegresii CBS 114405, 1725 nucleotides. RefSeq lists its product as uncharacterized. Gene Ontology annotation, molecular function: transmembrane transporter activity. Gene Ontology annotation, biological process: transmembrane transport. The transcript is spliced from 2 exons. Bases 1 to 1725 code for a protein of 574 amino acids. The record is from RefSeq and is a predicted model, not a curated record. Lineage: Eukaryota; Fungi; Ascomycota; Eurotiomycetes; Chaetothyriales; Herpotrichiellaceae. Gene Ontology annotation, cellular component: membrane.